This is a messenger RNA of Sclerotinia borealis F-4128, 798 nucleotides long. NCBI's taxonomy places the organism in Eukaryota, Fungi, Ascomycota, Leotiomycetes, Helotiales, Sclerotiniaceae. The record is from the annotation of a GenBank genome assembly.
AUGACUUCCCCCCGAGUCUUCAUAAUUCGUCACGGCGAAACCGAAUGGUCUCUCGAUGGUCGACAUACAGGCACCACUGAAUUACCACUUACCGCCAAUGGAGAAAAGAGAAUACGUGCAACAGGACGAGCAUUAAUUGGUGAUGAUCGAUUGAUUGUUCCCAGGAAUUUGGCUCAUAUCUACGUAUCCCCCCGCAAGCGCGCCCAAAAAACCCUCGAACUCCUCGAAGUAGGAUGCGCCGACAAACUUCCCUGGGAAGAACGUCGCAAACACGCUGAUUCAGGAAUCCGCACCACCGCAACCGUAGAAAUCACCCCCGACAUCCGAGAAUGGGACUACGGCGCCUACGAAGGCAUAACCUCUCCCGCCAUCCAAGCCCUCCGCAAAAAGCAGAACCUCCCCCCUUGGGACAUAUGGCGUGACGGAUGUCCCUCUGGCGAAUCUCCUUCUCAAGUAAGCGCACGCAUCGAUCGACUCAUCGCCGACAUUCGAUCCAAGUAUCAUGAACCUGUUCUGAAUAAGGACAGGGAUAAAGUUAAAGAGGCAGGGCCGGGCGAUGUACUGAUAGUAGCGCAUGGACAUAUAUUAAGGGCGUUUGCGAUGAGGUGGGUGGGGAAGACGUUGAUGGAUGGACCGACGUUUUUGCUAGAGGCGGGGGGAGUGGGGACCCUGAGUUAUGAGCAUAGGAAUAUAGGGGAGCCGGCGAUAUUGUUGGGGGGUGCGUUCAUGGUGGAUGUGGUGGAGAAUUCCGUGGGGGAUGAGAGGAGAGGGAGGGGUGGUAUAGAGGAUGGGGGAUAG